GCGAGCGGCGGGGCGGAGCGUUUGACCCCCGAGCGAAACGGCAGCGCGCGACCCCGCUUUCCACCCGCCAGUACCGCACGCACGCGCUCCACCGUUGCAUGGAUUACGCCGUUUCCCUGCAGCUUCAGCACGAGCUCGCCGAGCCCCCGACGCGUUUACACCGCGACUACACUCUGCAGCUACAGAUGAAGUCAACGGAAGUGGAGCAGGGCCUUUUCACGGACACCUACUGCAAAGUGUGCAGUGCACAGCUCAUCUCCGAGUCUCAGAGAGUGGCACACUACGAGGUCAGGACUCUUCUCUUCCAAUCUGUCCAUCAUUCCGACUUCCCAUCUGUUAGCCUUCUUCGUCUUCUGUCUGUGCCAUUCGACGAUGCGAGUCGAAAACAUGCGAACAAAGUGCGUCUCUACUACAUGCUUCACCCAGUGGACGGAGGAUGUCCGGCCAAGAAACUACGGACACACAACGGCAGCGAGGAAGGAGACGUAGACAAGAAUAAGUGCUGCACGUUGUGUAACAUGUCCUUCACCUCAGCUGUAGUUGCGCAGUCGCACUAUCAAGGCAAGAUCCACGCUAAGAGACUUAAACUAGUGCUGGGAGAGCAGCCUAGCAUCACGGGGAAAGAGGUGGCACCCAGUCCAGUUAAAAUGCCAUCUGAAAGCUGGCCACAGCUGAACGGGGACUCAGAUCGGUACUGCCAGCUGUGCCAUGCAUGGUUCAACAACCCGGGCAUGGCGCGACAACAUUACGAUGGCAAGAAACACAAGAAGAACGCAGCACGUGCCGACCUGCUGGAGCAGUUGGGCAAGACACUGGACAUGGGCGAAAUGAAAGGUCUGAAGCGCAGCUACACUUGCGACGUGUGCAGCGUCACGCUCAACUCCGUGGCACAGUACCACGCACACCUGCAGGGCUCCAAACACCAAAACAACUUGAAGAAUCAGUUAUGUGUCCAGUAAAAGCUGUGCAGGAAGCUAACUGUCAGAUUGAUUGAUGUCACACGGGCUUUGAUCAGCUCGCCCUGAAAUCUCUGCCUCUUCCCUUCGUCUGUUACUUUCUCAAGUUCCGCAUUUUGUAGUCACCGUCUGUCCGUCCCAACCAGAAAGACCAAAUGAUUUUUCUUUUUUUAGAGAGAGAAUUUCAUUUAAACCCACUGCAUAAGAAAUAUUUUGUUUUAUUGCCCUGACUUUGACACAUAGAUUGCAUUUUUUCACGUCAUGUUUGUAGGAUUAUUUACAGAACCGUAUCUUGCGUAUCGUCUUUGUACGUUUGCGGGUUGAACGACUUUCAUUGCGUUCUGUCACCCAGGUGUUGCGAUGAUGCAUGAGCGAUUUUUUUUUUUUUUUUUAAUUUUCAACCCAGCUAAGCAAUAUGUAUGAAAAAAUCUGCCAAAUGUAUUAUUGAUGAAAUGGUUUCUGAGUUCAUAGCAACACUGAAAGAGAAAAAUGACAAAUAGUACUUUAAAGUCAGAUGUACAACAAGGGCAUUGUGGGUAUUCUGAUAGGAGAUAUGGCCAUAUCAUCAGGGUUUGAAAUACAAAGAUUUCACCAGUUCUUUCGUUAUAUUAAAAGGUUUAAAUUGACUAGUGCAACACAUUUUCUUCCUCAUUUUACCCCAAAUAUAGUGGAUCAACCAACAUUUGGUGUCAGAUGUUUGCAUUUUUUAGUUUUUGCCCUGGAGCUUCAUAGCUAACGAGUAUGAAAAAGCUUCAAGCCUUCAGUUUAGCAUCAUUUAUCUGCAUGCCCAAGCAAACUUCAGACCAAACCAUGUUAAUCAACUAUAUUUGAGCUAAUGAGGAAAUGUGUGUAAAUUUUGACAUUCAGUCUAGUUUUAAAAGUAUUGUGACUGUGUGUACUUUGUAAUAUUACAAAAAAAAUAUAUACAUCCAUUUUCUUUGAAUAUAUAUAGUAUAUACUACAUUUGUAAGUGUGACUAUUGAAUUCUUAUAGGUAUUAAUCUAAGGGAGAAGACCUACAUUGUCAUUUUAUAAUGAUUGAAUUAGAUUAUUUAUUAUUAGGGGGAAAAAAUAGCAUUUAUUUUUAUUGUCAUUAAUGACUUACUUGUGUAUGUUUGAAAGUCAUUUUAUGUUGCUUAUGUGUCUGGGUAUUUGUCCUUUUGUUUGUUUGUUUGUUUGUUUUUUUAAUCUGACGUUUAUUUUAUUAUAAACAAUGGAUGCGUUAUAUAAUAUUAAAGAGGCUGAUUUGAGUUUUUGAAGGAAAAGUUCAGGAAAGGAAAUGACGCAUCAUUUCUCUGUCUUUAGUUUUUACACCCGAGUUAUGAAGCUAAUGUAGACAUUGUAAAGGUGAUACAUUAUGCUAGCAGGAUUUUUGAAGUGGAGCUAUAAGGCAUUCAUUGGCUCAUUUGUUACAAUCUGUAUGGGAAAAAUGUGUAAAUUUGCUCGGUUUCCUGAACUUUUUCUUUAACACGAUUCAUCUCCUUAACUUUAGGGAAAAAAAAUGAAUAACAUUCAGUAUCGACGAUGCCGAUUCUGUGCACGAACAAGUCAGCAUAAAUGUUCUGAAAGUCUGAGUAAUCUGGUUUGCUCAUUGUUGCACUGAAGCCGUGUGUGAAUGGUGGCGUGUUCCCUUAUAGAGAGCAAGCUUCAGUUCUACCUGAACACACUCCCUCUUUGUGCUAUAGAUCAUGCGAUCAACUGUAAAUAUUGAAUAAAAGACGCUUGCA
Messenger RNA from Hemibagrus wyckioides, 2682 nucleotides. RefSeq names its product zinc finger, matrin-type 4a (gene zmat4a). Bases 99 to 959 code for a protein of 286 amino acids. The transcript has 7 exons. Gene Ontology annotation, molecular function: nucleic acid binding; zinc ion binding. The record is from RefSeq and is a predicted model, not a curated record. Gene Ontology annotation, cellular component: nucleus. NCBI's taxonomy places the organism in Eukaryota, Metazoa, Chordata, Actinopteri, Siluriformes, Bagridae.